Recurvomyces mirabilis is the source of this 2301-nucleotide messenger RNA. It is a transcript of the gene DUS3, whose product is annotated as tRNA-dihydrouridine synthase 3. Lineage: Eukaryota; Fungi; Ascomycota; Dothideomycetes; Mycosphaerellales; Teratosphaeriaceae. The coding region runs from base 1 to 2301 and encodes 766 amino acids. Gene Ontology annotation, molecular function: RNA binding; flavin adenine dinucleotide binding; metal ion binding. The transcript has 2 exons. The record is from RefSeq and is a predicted model, not a curated record. Gene Ontology annotation, biological process: tRNA processing.
AUGGCUAAUCCGCUCAGUGAAGGCGACCAGCUGCAUGCUGCGGCUGCUGACGAGGACACGCAAGUAGCAAAUCCUCAAGCUGAGAUCUUGCCUGGAGACUCGGCAACGACAAAGGCAGAAAAGAUCCAACGACAUGGGACUGCAGCGGCCAAUGGGGAAACCAACAGCGACAACGACGAGCGCUCGUCUAAGAGGCGAAAGCUUGGCCAGGAUCCAUCACUGAGUGCAGCCGAGCCAACGACGGAGCGCAGGAAAGGUGUUGCUCCGAUCAAGAAAGAGUAUCUCGUCGAAAUAUCCAAGUCAGUUGAGGAGCCUUCGUUCGACGACGAUGCGGCUGAGUCAUCUGGCAAGGCCAACGGGCCAGAGACGGUCGGAGGCAGAGGCCCUCGAGAUGCUAAGCAGAAGGGAAAACGUGGACAGAACCAUGCUCGGCAGUUCGGGAGCUCGAGAGACGAGAUUGCGCUGUGCAAAUCGCGAGCUGGUGUGAACGAGUUCCAUCCUCAGGAUUGUUCAUAUGGAGCAAAGUGCAAGUUCGAGCACGAUAUUCGGAAGUAUUUGAAGGAUGGCAAAAGGGAGGACCUUCAGACGUUGGGUGGCGUCUGCCCAUUGUUCGAAGCCAAAGGCAACUGUCCGGCUGGUUGGCGGUGUAGGUUUGCCGGCAGUCAUAGCAAGGAGGUGGAGCGUGAGGACGCCAGGAAGGAGCUAGUACUGGUCGAGAAGGACCAGGCUAAGAAGGACCCCACGGAGAAUGCGGACGAGGAAGACGAGGGAGUUGGGGUUGUCAAUGUUGUCCACUAUACGCAGAAGAUCAAAUUGAGGAAGAAGCAGUGGAAGACCGACAAGGCCGACAAAUAUCUGGACUGGAUGAACAAGGAGAACCUGGACCCUAGCAACGGCAACCCACACUCGGGAGCAGACUCUGAUGUUCCUGAGGUUGAUGGCGACGGCAUUCCGAUCGACAAGUCCCGCUUCAACGGUGCAGUCAGACUCGACAAUCGCGCUCGCUACGUCGAGCCGCCGUUCAGGGCCUCAGAGAAGCGUCGCCUAUACUAUGGACCCGAGACACCAGUCCUCGCACCACUCACAACUCAAGGUAACCUGCCCUUUCGUCGCCUUGCCGUCUCGCUCGGAGCACAAGUGACCUGGUCAGAAAUGGCCAUGGGUCUACCUCUUAUCCAGGGUGAGAAGGGUGAGUGGGCAUUGAUGAAAGCACACGAGUCCGAAGCAACGCCCCCUGCCUACUCGCCCAAGACACCUGUCCUCGACUACAACCACAGUCGUGAUCUCAAAUUCGGUGCUCAAAUCGCAGCCAAUAAGCCAUGGCUGGCACUCAAGACCACAGAAGUCCUCACAUCCCUUUGCCCAUCACUCCGCGCCAUUGAUCUGAACUGCGGCUGUCCGAUCGAUCUCGUCUGCCGCCAAGGUGCCGGCUCAGCAAUGCUAGAUGCUCAUACCAAACUGGAGAAGACGCUCCGGGGCAUGAAUGUCGUGUCUGGCGAAGUACCCAUCACGGUCAAGAUCCGUAUGGGCACAAAGGACAAAUCACCAACCGCCGAGAAGCUUUGCCAACGCUUGGUGAUGGGUAGCCCCGACUCCCAAGAAUCAGGGGAAGGACCUUGUGGUGUAGCAGCCAUCACGCUCCAUGGCCGCAGCAAGCAACAACGCUACACCCGCAGUGCAGACUGGGAAUACAUCUCCUCCUGCGCAGCUCUCGUCAAGAAACUCAAAACCCAACGUGCCUCCAUGACCGACACAAUCCGCGAACCGGAUGCCCGCGACUCAGGGACCGGCUCAGAUGCCCUGCCCUACUUCUGCGGCAACGGCGAUAUCCUCUCCCACAUCGACUACAACGAACACAUCGCCAACGCAGGCGUAGACAGCUGCAUGAUCGCCCGCGGCGCCCUGAUCAAACCCUGGAUCUUCGAGGAGAUCGAGACGAAUCAGUACCUGGAUAAAUCCGCUACGGAGCGGUUGGGCUACAUCGAGCAGUUCUGUCGUAAUGGGCUGGAGUACUGGGGUAGUGAUGAGAUUGGCGUCGGCACCACCAGACGAUUUCUGUUGGAGUGGAUGAGCUUUGCUUGUCGGUAUGUGCCGGUUGGUAUCCUUGAAUACUUGCCGCCCAGGUUCGGAGAUCGACCACCGGCGUUCAGGGGUAGGAAUGAGCUUGAGACGCUGCUGAGUAGUGCGAACUAUAAGGACUGGAUCAAGAUCAGUGAGAUGUUCCUUGGCCCAGCGCACAAGGACUUCCAAUUCAUGCCCAAGCAUAAGAGUAAUAGCUAUGAGAUUGAAGCUGAGGGGUGA